Molecule: messenger RNA, 1442 nt
Organism: Drosophila miranda
Lineage: Eukaryota; Metazoa; Arthropoda; Insecta; Diptera; Drosophilidae
Product: mediator of RNA polymerase II transcription subunit 15
Exons: 2
Coding region: 283-1332 (349 amino acids)
Source: RefSeq, a predicted model, not a curated record
UACGAUACUAUGGAUCUAUGCACCGCAGGCCAGACAACAUGCAGCGUGCAUGCGGCAAGGCUGGGAAGCGUACGGCGGGCACUUGCUGGGCAUGCUCGGGCGCUCAAGCUGUGUGGAGAAUGUGUGGUGUGCCAGUCGCCUUUCGAUCACCUGUCAGCCCCAGUCCCAGCCCCAGUCCCAGCCCCAAUCUAAGCAACCGCUUCUGCUGCCCUCAAAUCCCCCCCCGCAUAUGAUUAGUAAUCAAUCCCCAGACGACUCCUACAGCUACAAGUGCUCCUCCAAAUGCGCCCCAAGAGCCAUCGAGCCUGGAUCCUUCUUCUGGCCAGCGUCCUCUGUACAGGCGGCACAGCACACGCGUGGGAGUACCCCCAAAGCAGCCUCCUGAGCGACGACUACGACUACGGCUAUGCGGAUAGCAGCUUGGAGGGCUACGAUGGCUACGACGGCCAGUACCAGCAGAACUGGGCCAGCCUCACCGUCAGUCCCGAGUGCCUAACCCUGGAGCCCGGUCCCCAGUACCCCCAGAACCCGCCCAUGGAUCCCGGCCCCCAGAACGGUCCCCCACCCAUGGAGCCCAAUGGAGUGGUGACGCCGCCGCCGACGACGACGACCUGUUUACCGCCCGCAAGCAGCACCGUUUGCGAGUACCCCUCGCAGAUCCCCACCCCGCCGGCGCGGCCCGCCUGGCAGCACGAGGACGUGGACGAGAGCGAGGAGCGACGCAAGGAGCUGCGCAUCAUGCUGCAGCAGCUGUACGUGGCCGAGGCCAGGGUCCAGCUGGAGGCCACCGAGAUCCGGAAGGCCCAGGGGGUGGCCUCCUCCGCCCAGACGCAGCUGGAGGAGGCCACCAACCAGGUGCGCACCAUCACGGCCUCCCUGCACACGGCCCAGCAGUCGGUGGCCGCGGCGGCCAUCCGGGCCCAGAUCGCCCAGCUCCAGCUGGCGGCCCACGACCAGCUGCUGUUCGCCGCCCGCCAGGACGUCGACGCGCUCUCCUCGCAGAUGGUAGGCGUCCAGGCGGCCGAGGGCAUUGUCCAGCCCAAGCUCAAUGUGGAUCUGCGCGCCCUGCUGGACAAGCUCAAGCAGCCACUCCAGCAGUUCGACAGGCCAACGCCGGUGCCCGCCAUAGCCACGGAUCCGCAGUUCUUUGGGUUCUAUCAUUACCAGCAUCAGCAGCCGCAGCCUCCGCCGCCGCCGCCGCCGCCGCCACCUCAGUGGCAGCAGCCGUGGCAGCCGCCGUUUCAGAGCGGCUACCUGCCCAACGAAAUGUUUGAGAUGUCGGGUGAGCCGAGGGCCGAUAGUUGGGACGACGAUGCCUGGUACGAUACCUAGGCGGAGUCCAAGUCUCUCCCAGUCUCUGUAUCUAUGCGUCUGCAUAGUAUCUAUAUAUAUUUUUUUAAGUGCUUAUUCGUUUGUUGUCCCCCAAAUAAAUGUAAUAUCUA